This is a messenger RNA of Aspergillus pseudonomiae, 1498 nucleotides long. RefSeq names its product acetoacetate decarboxylase family protein. Bases 271 to 1008 code for a protein of 245 amino acids. Gene Ontology annotation, molecular function: lyase activity. The transcript has a single exon. NCBI's taxonomy places the organism in Eukaryota, Fungi, Ascomycota, Eurotiomycetes, Eurotiales, Aspergillaceae. The record is from RefSeq and is a predicted model, not a curated record.
GAGAAGCUACAGCCGAGUCCAUUUGUCACUGCCAAAUGAGAGUUGACUUGAUUGUCUAGAUCACACCUGACCUGGCAUCAUAUCUCAUUUUCCAUGGUUUUGCAAGGUGGCCUGACUGAUGGUAACAGCAGUGUGUUCUAGGGUAUACCAUCAGUGUAUACCUUGGAAUAUAUAAAUUUGGUCUCACCCGAUUCGAACACGAAGGUCCUGCUUAUAGCUUAUCGUGGCAAACAAACUCUUGUAGCUGUAUCUUGUUUCAACUCCUCGAAAAUGCCAUUUGGCUCGCUCUCAGUAUCCAACACGGCCAUCCCACAGUAUGCUCCCCCGUAUCCUGUAGGUGGCAGCGACUACACAUGUGAAAAUGGUCUCAUCGUUACCUAUCAAACAUCACUCCAAUGUGUGCGCCAUCUUGUGCCGGACAUGCUGGAGCUCGAGGAUGAGCCACAAGUAACAGUGAUGGUUUUACAACACACAAUGACCUCAUUCGGACCGUACAAUGAGUAUGUCCACGCGGUCCAAGUCAAAUACAAGGGCGACACUUUUGACUACUUCCUGUCCCUGAUCCUAGACAAUGACUCGCCGAUACUCUGCGGCCGCGAACAAUUCGGCUUCCCCAAGAGGUUGGGGAAUGUGGUGUUGACGUCGAAAACGGGAUCGACAGUCGUUCACAGCUAUGUUGAGAGACCUACAGGCCAAAGGGUGAUUGAAGUCGGGUUCCAGCCGGAACAGAGACUCAGGGGUACGGUGGAGAGGACAAUCCCGGGGUUAAAUUUGAGAGUCAUCCCCUCAGUGGUCCCGGGUCAGGGUCCGUCCAUCAAAGAAUUGGUGCCAGUUGACAUCACAAUGGAGGCAAAUGAGGUUUGGGAAGGCUCUGGUUCAAUCUGCUUCCCGGAGCCAUCAAGAUUCGAUCCGAUGCAUGAUGUCAGAGUGCUUCGAUAUAUAAACGCGACUCUAGUGCGGAAGGCAGCCCUUGCGAUCCGUUUGCCGACCAAAGUGUUCCAGCUAUAAUCAUGCUGUAUUCCAUGCGAAAGUGAAUGUGUCUAUACCGUGCAACACUGGAGAGGUGUUAAUAGCAAACAAUAUAGUAGCUUUUCAAUGAAUAAACUACAAUAUAUAUCUGUUAUGGGAAAAUGUCAUUCAAUAUGACCAGCUAUUUUCUUUUUUGAUAUGACAGGUCCUUGAUGGUGAGGGCGUGCGUCUAGGAAAACGCGCCCCCCAACUAGGCCAAAAGCUCAUAUUAUUCUGAAUCCAUGAUUCGGAAUACCCUAGAUCGCACCUAAAAGCUCACCACCGUUACUCAGAUGGUCAUAGCUUCGCCAGUGUAAAUUAUCUUAUGAUAUAUCGGACUUUGGUUGGGUCUAGUAGACAACUUGUACCACUCUAUAUAUAACCUUUCCAUCAUGUGUAAACAUUCCUUGAAGAUUCCAGUGAUAGGCAUACUAUGAUACAAUUUCGCGCGACCAAAACUGACAUUAUGGUCAUGACCCUGGUGCUACAG